Molecule: messenger RNA, 795 nt
Organism: Fusarium sp. VM40
Lineage: Eukaryota; Fungi; Ascomycota; Sordariomycetes; Hypocreales; Nectriaceae
Source: the annotation of a GenBank genome assembly
AUGAUAUCGACCCCGCCACCCCGCUCCUUGCGCGACAAGUGUCUUGAGCUCAGGGAUAAGGUCGAGGCGUUUAUUGCAGAGGAACCAGAUACACAGAUACUGCGCGAUGUGCAAAGCCAGGUUAUCAAGUCGAUAGGGGUUGUGGAUGAGGCCCUGGAGAAAUACAGGCCGGAAGAAAUAUCGUUAUCAUAUAAUGGCGGAAAGGACUGCCUCGUACUACUUGUCGUAAUCCUCGCUCGCAUGGGCCGUCUUUACUACUCAGCACCCGACUCAGCUUCCGACUCAACCACCAAUGGAACCUCAAUCACACCCCCCGAGAAGCUCCAAUGCGUCUACAUCGUCGCCUCUCACCCCUUCCCCGAAGUUGACAAAUUUGUCGAGACGUCCAGCGCCGAGUACGGUCUCGAAGUGGCUCGAUAUGUGUUACCGAUGAAGAAGGGACUCGAGAUAUACCUGGAGGAGCGACCGAGCAUCAAGGCUGUGUUUGUGGGCACACGAAGGACGGAUCCGCAUGGCGAGAACUUGACGUUCUUUGAUCCGACGGACGCUGGCUGGCCAUCGUUCAUGAGGAUACAUCCCGUUAUUGACUGGCAUUAUGUUCAAAUCUGGGCUUUUAUCCGACACUUGGGUAUCGAGUAUUGUCCAUUGUACGACCAAGGCUACACGAGUCUGGGCGGGAAAAAGGACACACAUCCGAACCCCCACCUAAAGAAGCAAGAUAACGGCGGAGAGACCUUCCGGCCGGCAUAUGAGUUAACUGAGGACGGUGAAGAGCGGCUGGGUCGCGACUUUUGA